AUGAAUGAUGACAUGACAAUAGAAGAUGGCUUGAGUGCUGCAGUUAAGACUGUUAAGUUAAUCCCAAUAAAGAGAGGUAUAGACAAUUAUGAAGCUGUCGAAACUGAUGACUUGACAAGCAUCCUAAAGAAAAGCCGGAAGCAUGAAAGCAUAUCCAAAGAAGAGUCGGAUCAUGAGUUUAAGAAACUGAAGAAGCAUCUUCUUAAACAGUUAAACUUUAACUUACCUGUGGAUGACAAUGUUGUAUUACCAUUUCUGGAGGAAGCAGAACAAGAAAUAGAUAGAAUGGCCAAACAGGCUAUUAUACAGAAGGAGAGUCAUUCAGCCAUCAUAGUAGGACAAAGAGAAGGUUUCAAAACUUUCUUGCUUGAGCACAUAGUGUCAAAGAUAUCUAAAGACUUCAGUAAGCAGUUCAUUACUAUCAAGCUGAAUGGUUUAAUCCAUACAGAACUGACUGCUAUCAAUAGCAUAGCUACUCAAUUGGAAGAGCAGCUAAGCAAUAUUGAAAAUGUCGAUGGAGCAAAGCAGAAAAUGACAUCUAUUGUUGACAUUAGUCAGGGCUCUUUAACUGAAGUUUUUGAAAAAAUACUGCAUUUGCUAGAUGUUGCAUCCAUGAGCAGACAAAUUGAUGAUAGUGCUAAAUCAGACCAGUCUAAGGUGACUGUGCUGUUUUUGUUCGAUGAAAUUGAUGCGUUUGCGGGACCAGUAAGGCAAACUUUGCUGUAUAACUUAUUUGAUAUGGUGGAGCAUGCUCGAGUACCAGUUUGUAUAUUUGGGUGCACAACAAAACUGAACAUUUUAGAGUUUUUGGAGAAAAGAGUGAGGAGUAGAUUUUCUCAGAGGAUAGUGUACAUGCCCCAGAUAGGGUCUAGAGAACAAUUACUUCAAAACAUUAAAUAUUUGUUACAGAUACAUUCCGGAACGGAUCUCAAGUAUAAGGAGCAAUGGAAUGAAGCUGUGGAGGCAGCACUGGAAAAUGAAAGUACAGGACUAUACGAACUGGUUAAAGUAAAUGAUGAAAACUAUAGAUCAAUACCAAUGUUAAGAAACUCCUUGCUACCAAUGAUUGGAACCUCAUCAAAUUUAGAUCAAUUGAUGCAUAAUUUAAACUCUGGUGAGGCUUCUCUUCGAUACACCCAAAGUCUCUUAAAAAAUAAUCUACGUGAUAGAACAUUAUCUUUAUCAGAUCUGGAACUUGCAAUUUUGAUAUCGGCUUGCAGAGUUGCAGUGAAGACAAAAGAUGAAUCUGUAAAUUUCAAUCUUACAUACGCUGAAUAUGAGUCUAUUGUAAAGGUACUAAAUGCGAAGAUACCGACAAUGGUACCAAAGGAUACAGAAGAAAGAAAGAACACCAUCGUAUUUGAUUCUGCAAUCAAGCAGUGGCCAAAACGUGAUAUUAAGAACGUUUGGGAGUCAUUGCUGUCAUUGGGAUUUCUUGCAGAAAAAUCAGAUGUUGGUUUGAGAGAAUCUGCUAUGGCUGUUUUCUACGCUAGUAACUACCAGUUACAAGGUAAUGCUCUACCUUACGACUUACGUGUAUAUCAAAUGCAAAUUACUCUGCAUGAACUCAGAAGAACCAUUCCAAGGUCAUCUAUGUAUUACCAAUGGACACAAUUGUAA
Nakaseomyces glabratus is the source of this 1620-nucleotide messenger RNA. RefSeq names its product origin recognition complex subunit 4 (gene ORC4). NCBI's taxonomy places the organism in Eukaryota, Fungi, Ascomycota, Saccharomycetes, Saccharomycetales, Saccharomycetaceae. Gene Ontology annotation, biological process: DNA replication; DNA replication initiation. Gene Ontology annotation, molecular function: DNA replication origin binding. Gene Ontology annotation, cellular component: nucleus; nuclear origin of replication recognition complex. The record is from RefSeq and is a predicted model, not a curated record.